AGGUAGCUAAAUGUCGCCAUCUACAGAGAAGAGGGAGCUCUUGGAGGCUUGGUGGUGGGGAGGAGGAAUCUAAAGGUUUGCAGAAGUACAAAAUGCGGUGAGCCAGUGUGGUUUGGUGGUUAGGGCUCAGUCUAGGACCUUGGAAAUCAGGGUUCAAGUCCCCCUAGGACACUAAGUGGAGUAGGUUAGGCCAAAAGACAGAGACUGGCCCAACCUGACAGGGUUGCUGUGAGAAUAAAACAGAGACAUAUUCUACUCAUGUAAAAACACACUGAUUCCUGGACCAUCCGUGGGCCGGAUUUAGAAGGCGAUUGGGCCAGAUCCGGCUUCUGGGCCUUAGUUUGCCUACCCAUGCACUAGCAAAAACAUGUACAUUAGUCAGUGCUGAAUCCAAAAAAAAGGUGUGCAUUAGGAGAAAUUCACAUUAAAUUACUGGCAAAUUUUCAUGACUUUCCAAAAAAACUGCAGAGAAGUGGAGAACUCAAUUUAAGAAUGGAAAAAUGAGAAACUUAGAAAACCUGCCUGACUCCAACAGGGUCAAAGCGAAGACUGUAAAUUCACUUUGAGAAUUCUUAUGGGGUGAGACAUCAGUGUGAUCAAAGAGUGGAACUAUCUCCCUCAGGAGGCUGUGGACUCUCCUUCCUUGGAGGUUUUUAAGCAGAAGUUAGAUGGCCACCUGUCAUGGAUGCUUUAGUUGAAUUUCAGGGGGUUGGACUAGAUGAUCCUUGAGGUCCCUUCCAACUCUACGGUUCUAUGAUUCUAUGAAAUAAACACAAUAUCUAGCCUUUUUUUUUAAUAAUAAAAAAAACUGUCAUUCACAGACACCUGGAAACCACAAUCAAAUAUUUCUCCCUGCACCUGUUAUGCCCAUCAGCUCCCAAGGGAAAUUCUGUUGCUCUGAAAGGGCGUUCAGCUUACUCAUGCUGUGACUCCCACCAGCUUUGCACUUAGAAUUCUCACCAUGAGAUGGCCCUAUGGUAGAAUGGAUGGUGAGAAAAACUCUUUUCUGAAAUAGCAUGGAAGGAGCCCCUUUGUAACAGCUGCGCUUUACAUAUAGCUUUCAUUGUACCUGUGCAUCCAGGCACUGCCUAACCUCACAAAGUAAUCAGGAUGAAUCCUCAAAGAGAAAGCGACAUUGUGCAAACCAGCCAGGAGGAAGGUUUUAGAAAGUAGGUUGUCCUUUUACUGACUGAGUUAAUCAAGGAAGGAAUGGCUGCUCUGAACUUGGAAUAGGGAUGGUCUUAAGGAAAAGCGGGGAAUUCCAGGAUCAAAUCAGAAACUGGGACGGCUUCUGUAAAUCCAGGACUGUCCCUGGAAAACAGGGACACUUGGAGGGUCAGGAGGGGAAGCAAAGAAGACCAUUGGUGAGUUAAUCCCUGCUGGAGAGGCAGAGUAAACACUAUACAGUGGUACCUCGGGUUAAGUACUUACAGUGGUACCUCGGGUUAAGUACUUAAUUCGUUCCGGAGGUCCGUUCUUAACCUGAAACUGUUCUUAACCUGAAGCACCACUUUAACUAAUGGGGCCUCCUGCUGCCACUGCGCCGCCGGAGCACGAUUUCUGUUCUUAUACUGAAGCAAAGUUCUUAACCUGAAGCACUAUUUCUGGGUUAGCAGAAUCUGUAACCUGAAGCGUAUGUAACCCAAGGUAUCACUGUAAUUCAUUCCGGAGGUCUGUUCUUAACCUGAAACUGUUCUUAACCUGAAGCACCAUUUUAGCUAAAGGAGCCUCCCACUGCCACCGCCGCGCCACCGGAGCACAAUUUCUGUUCUCAUCCUGAAGCAAAGUUCUUAACCUGAGGUACUAUUUCUGGAUUAGUGGAGUCUGUAACCUGAAGCGUCUGUAACCUGAGGUACCACUGUAGAGGGAAAGCCGUUCAAUGCUGGGAUAUUAGAAUCCCCACCUUGGUGCUGCCAUCUUGCUGUAUAAAGGACACACCCCAUUACAAUUGCGGCAGAAGCAUCCUCCAUUUAUCCUCAUCUGUGAUGCAGCCACGGAAAGUAUCAAGCAGGGAUGAGCAACACUGUGUCUCCCAAGAUACUCCUGGGCUCCAACUCCCAUCAGCCACAGCUGGCGCAACCAAUGAUCAGGAGGGGUUGGGAGUUGUUCAGCAACACCUGGAGCUCCACAGUUCCCCCACCCUUGAGACAGGGGCUUUAUCUAUAUAUGCAUGCAAACACACCCACACACCCAUGCCAGGAAUCCUACAUGUUUCUUCCUUUCAAAGACUGGACCCUAGAAGGGAGCAGAAAUGCAGAUUUGCAUAAGGAAGACCUUCCUCAGGCCUCAGGAGGGUUUAAAGGAGAAGAGCAUGAGGCUCUUGGUCAGCAGAGCUGCUAGUCUGUCUUCUCCACCAUGGGACCGAACCUUCUCCUCCUCUUCUUCUCGGCUUUUUGCAACGGUGAGAAAUAGGGAUUAGGUUUGAUCAGGAGGGUUCCCUGAUUAAGCAGCUGUUGACGUUGCUUUGAGCUGCUUUCCCAUUUCUGCGAUAGCAGAACCAAUAAAAUCACGGGAAGCAUGUCCCGUAUUGACACUGGCAAGUUUCAGAGGUGAGUGAUGCAAUGGUUUGGUUUCCAUCUUAUUCUUCCCAGGUCUCAGUUCCCAGGCUGCGUUGACUCAGACAAAUGGUCCCGUCUCCGUGGCCCUCAGAGGGUCAACAACCCUGUCCUGCACUCUGCAAGGCGUGGAGUUUAUCAGCACAGUCCACCCAUCCUGGUACCUUCAGAGAGAAGGGAAGGCUCCCCAGUUACUAAUCUACAACUCCAGAGAAAGAGCCACAGGUAUCCCUGAGCGUUUUUCUGGAGAGACAUAUGGCAACACUGCAAAGCUAACUGUCUCCAGCAUUGAGGAGGGCGACGAAGGGGAUUAUUAUUGUGCAGUGUGGCAUGAAAACACGUUGCACCGUGAUGCAGUCAUAUGUAGAACUGGAACAACAACUCUCUGGGCCCGAAAGAGAGGUGCAGGAACAAGAGGAGUGGAGAGGACCUAAAAUUGUUGCACGUUUAAUGCACUGAAGUAGAGAUUUUUUGACUACAGAAGGAUACUCUUUCAACUCCAGCUGUUAGCAUCUACCUCAGUGUCUCCCAUCGUUGGGUCUCCAGCUGUUUUUGGACUGCAACUCCCAUCAUCCUUAGUUGGCAAGACCAGUGGUCAGGGAUGAUGGGAAUUGAGUGGCGAGUUCCUGUCCCCCCCCCCCAGGGGAAAUAAAGAAACACGACACAAUUAUUAAGGUUAAUGGGCUAAAUAAGGCCACAACUUUAUUGAUUACAGGGGAUGAGCGGUAUUGGCUUAGGCAUUGGUCCUAACCGACUAUAUCCGGCUUCAGCCCGUCCGCUUGAAGUCCGGGAAGGGUUAACCAACAGGAGGGGGAGUCCUGCUGAUGCACAUCAACUAGGAACUCCCCCGGGGUCACCGCUCAGGGGCGUACAUGUGUAUGCUUAUGAAUCUGAAUUCACGAGACAAUAUGGCAGUCAAAUAAAGAGAGAAAACAUGAUUACUAAAUCCUGACAAACUUCUUAACUUGUCCCAGUUGGUAGAAGAGAGAUUUACAUGCAAUGGGCCACCACCGAGGAGGCCUUGCAAAUCUGGUACCCUCUGGACUACAGCUCUGCAGCUCUGCAGAUGCCUGAUUAUUGUCUUCCAAAGCAACUACUCUAUUCCAAACUUAAAAAUGGAAAGCGUAAUGCUGGUGGUCAGCAAAAGAUGUUUAAGGACUUUCUCAAGGCAAAUCUAAAAAAAU
Podarcis lilfordi (Lilford's wall lizard) is the source of this 3739-nucleotide messenger RNA. Lineage: Eukaryota; Metazoa; Chordata; Lepidosauria; Squamata; Lacertidae. The record is from the annotation of a GenBank genome assembly.